AUGAGGCAGGAACAAAGAUUGUGUAUAGCCAUUCAAUUGUUUGUUUGUUUUUUUAUACAUUUUACUUUCUGUUCCUCAAGUCACAAUUAUGGAAAUACUCCGGAGAUUAAGAUAGUUGGAAGCAAGUUUUUCAGCUCACUGGAUGGAGCACAGUUUUUUAUUAAAGGCAUCGCAUAUCAACCACAGAGAAGUGAAGAGGAGCUUGCAAAUGCAAAUGGCGCUUUUGAGACAAAAUAUAUCGACGCCUUGGCAGAUCCAGAGCUAUGCUUGAGGGAUAUACCAUAUCUUAAAAGAUUAGGAGUAAACACGUUGCGUAUUUACGCAAUUGACCCAACAAAGUCGCACGAAAAAUGUAUGGAAGCACUGUCUGUCGAAGGAAUGUAUGUUCUAUUAGACCUUUCAGAACCAGAUAUUUCAAUAAAUAGAGAAGAACCGGCUUGGGAUGUUAACAUCUUUGAAAGAUAUAAAUCUGUAAUUGACGCAAUGUCUUCUUUUCCAAAUCUGCUUGGCUUUUUUGCGGGAAAUGAGGUGACCAACGAUCAUACAAAUACGUUUGCUUCACCAUUUGUAAAGGCUGCAAUUAGAGAUGCCAAAGAGUACAUAUCGAGGUCCGACUAUAGAAAUAUUCCGGUCGGCUAUUCUACCAAUGAUGAUGCUGUAACCAGAGAAAACCUUGCCAAUUACUUUGUUUGCGGAGAGGUCAAAGCUGAUUUCUACGGAAUAAAUAUGUAUGAAUGGUGCGGGUAUUCUACAUAUGGGACUAGUGGAUAUAGGGAAAGGACAAAAGAAUUUGAAGGUUACCCAAUCCCUGUAUUUUUCUCUGAAUUCGGCUGCAAUAUCAUAAGACCGAGACCAUUUACUGAAGUCAGUGCUCUAUAUGGUAACAAAAUGUCCUCAGUUUGGUCGGGAGGUCUUGCAUAUAUGUAUUUUGAAGAAGAAAAUGAAUACGGCGUUGUCAAAAUUAAUGACAAAAAUGAAGUGGAUAUUCUUCCUGACUUCAAAAAUCUUGAGAAAGAGUUCAAAAAAGCCGAUCCAAAAGGCACCACAGAGGAACGGUAUUCAAUUGCUUUGAAAAAUCAGCAGGCACGGAAUGAUACUGAAUGCCCAAGUAUCACCGGGAGAGUUUGGGAAGCAAACGAAAAAUUACCUGCAACACCGGAUAGAUCUAAGUGCGCCUGUUUGGAUACGGUUUUGCCAUGUGCCGUGGUUCCUUUUGGUUCUGAGUCUGAAAAAUACGAGAACUAUUUUGACUACUUAUGUUCGAAAGUUGAUUGUUCUGAUAUUCAGGCAAAUGGUAAAACAGGUAUAUACGGUAUGUUCUCUGAUUGUUCCGUAGAGCAGAAAAUGUCUUUACAGCUAAGCAAACUGUACUACAAAGUAGGCGCGAAAGAUCAACGCUGCCCCCUCAAUGAUAGAAACGUGUACUUUAAUUUAGAAAGCUUGGAACAUCUCUCAAAUGAUUCAGUGUGCAAUGAUAUUCUCAAUUCUAUAGUGAACAGUACGUGUUCCAAUGGCGAUUGCUCAAUCUCAAACCCAGCACGAAAUAAAGAAAAUUUAAAGGCGAAGCAUCCCCCAAAGAAUGAUAUAAAUGGCAGUACCGUUGCAUUUAAAACCUCAGGGUUUAUAAUACUUUUGAUUUCUAUGGUGACUGCUGGAGUUGUUUUCUGA
Molecule: messenger RNA, 1668 nt
Organism: Saccharomyces eubayanus
Lineage: Eukaryota; Fungi; Ascomycota; Saccharomycetes; Saccharomycetales; Saccharomycetaceae
Gene: GAS2
Product: 1,3-beta-glucanosyltransferase
Exons: 1
Coding region: 1-1668 (555 amino acids)
Biological process (GO): fungal-type cell wall (1->3)-beta-D-glucan biosynthetic process
Cellular component (GO): cytoplasm; fungal-type cell wall
Molecular function (GO): 1,3-beta-glucanosyltransferase activity
Source: RefSeq, a predicted model, not a curated record